UCGCUGCUAAUGGAGUCUGGCUUGACGCUGCCCGAGCCCCCAGCCCCCUCUGUGUCUCUCUCUGUCCCAGUGUUGCCAUUCCGACGCACAUCUCUCGCAGAGGAGCAACAGCUACGCGGAGUUGGCCAGAGUGGACUUCACAGAUUGCUCUGCGGGCAGAGAGGGCUUCGAACCCGGGUUCCCAUCAUCUAAGCCCGCGGGGCAGCAGCUCAUGAGAGGAUGCUCCCCUGGACAGAAGCUCGGUGUCGGUAAAGUCAGAUAAAGAGAAUGAGACUGAGAAAGGGCGCUCCCGUAGCAUUGCCGUUACCAACUCCAGAGGAAUAAAAGAGGGGGAUCUGACUGAAUGCAAAAAAAUAAUAUACAUCUAUACAUAUUAAAAAUCCAGAAGCGCUCUGUGUUAUUGUUAGGAUUCAUUUUGGACGGGGCGGUGAGAGCCCUCCCCACAGCUGAAGGCAUGAGAAUUGGGAGAGGAACAAAAAGCUCGGCUGCGGUGCUCCGUGUUUGAGUCUCCAUCCGUGCAUCCAUCCGUCCAUCCAUCCAUCCAUCCACCGGAGGGGGUCCAGUCUGCACACCUUUAUUCAUGUUGCAGGAGCCUGUUUUAUGACAAUGGAUUACUUGCUGUGGGUGUGCAGCCUCGUCGUCCCCGUGGUCCUGGCUGUAGAAGAAACCCUUAUGGACAGUCGGUGGGCAACCACAGAGCUGGCUUGGACCACAUUCCCGGAGAGUGGGUGGGAGGAGGUUAGCGGCUAUGACGACUCCAUGAGCCCAAUCAGAACCUACCAAGUGUGCAAUGUCCGACAGCCCAACCAGAACAACUGGCUGAGGACGGACUUUAUCCCUCGCAAGGGUGUGCUGCGUGUCUACGUGGAGCUCAAGUUCUCUGUGCGUGACUGCGCCAGCAUCCCCAACAUCCCCGGCUCCUGCAAAGAGACCUUUAAUCUGUUUUACUAUGAAUCGGAGGGGGACACCGCUACAGACACCAGCCCACUGUGGAGGGAGAACCCCUACGUGAAGGUGGACACUAUAGCCCCGGACGAGAGCUUCUCUCUGCUGGAGGCCGGCAGGAUCAACACCAAAGUGCGCAGCUUUGGCCCCCUCUCCAAGGCGGGCUUCUACCUGGCCUUCCAGGACCUGGGGGCCUGCAUGUCUCUCAUCUCAGUCAGGGUCUUCUUCAAAAAGUGCUCCACCACCAUCGCCAACUUCGCCGUCUUCCCCGAGACCGCCACGGGGGCGGAGGCCACCUCCUUGGUGAUCGCCCCGGGGGCCUGCGUGACCAACGCCAUGGAGGUUUCCGUCCCCUUGAAGCUGUACUGCAACGGGGACGGCGAGUGGAUGGUUCCCGUGGGCUCCUGCACCUGCGUCGCCGGCUUUGAACCUUCAGCAGACAGCACUCAGUGCCAGGCUUGCUUCCCCGGGACCUUCAAAUCCAAGUUCGGAGAGGGAUCCUGCGCCCCCUGCCCGUCCAACAGUCGCACCAGUGCUGGAGGAGCCAGUAUUUGUCCUUGCCAGAAUGGUUUCUACCGCUCUGACAGCGACCCCCCUGACUCUGCAUGCACCACGAUCCCCUCAGCACCUCGCAACGUCAUCUCCAGCGUGAACGAGACCUCGCUGUCCUUGGAGUGGGACGAGCCCGAGGACACCGGCGGGCGGAGCGACCUCGUCUACAACGUGGUUUGCAAGAAAUGCCUGCGAGACAGGAGCCCGUGCACGCGCUGUGACGACAACGUGGACAUCGCCCCGCGCAGGCUGGGGCUGCGCCAGAAGAAGGUGGUGGUGAGGAACCUGCAGGCCCACACCCGCUACAGCUUCGAGGUGCAGGCCGUCAACGGGGUUUCUGGGAAGAACCCCGUCUCGCCGAGCUACUCCACUGUCAACAUCACCACCAACCAAGCCGCACCUUCAGCGGUACCCACUGUCCAUCUGAUGCGCUCCACCUCAGACACUCUCAGCUUGUCGUGGCUGCCCCCCGAGAAACCCAACGGAGUCAUCCUGGACUAUGAGAUUAAAUACCACGAGAGGGGCCAGGCCAUGUUACACACGGUGACAUCGCAGCACAGCUCGGCCAAGGUGGAAGGGCUGAGGGCCGCCACGCCUUACGUGGUGCAGGUCAGGGCUCGCACUGUCGCAGGAUACGGACGCUACAGCAACCCCAUGGACUUCAGCACCAGCCUUCACAGUGACCCUCAGAAGUCAGUGCAGGACCAGCUGCCUCUCAUCAUCGGCUCGGCGUCCGCGGGUCUGGUGGUCAUUGUUGCCUUGGUGGUUAUCGCUGUUGUCUGCCUUAAGAAGCAGCAUAGCGGGUCGGAGCUGGAGUACACCGAGAAGCUGCAGCAAUACAUUUCUCCAGGGGUCAAAGUGUACAUCGACCCCUUCACCUACGAGGACCCCAACGACGCCAUCCACGAGUUCGCCAAAGAGAUAGACAUCUCCUGCGUGAAAAUAGAGGAGGUCAUCGGUGCAGGCGAGUUCGGCGAGGUGUGCCGCGGACGUCUCAAGCAGGCCGGCCGCAGGGAGAUGGUGGUGGCGAUAAAGACGCUGAAGGCCGGCUACACCGAGCGCCAGAGGCGGGACUUCCUCGCCGAGGCCUCCAUCAUGGGUCAGUUCGACCACCCCAACGUGAUCCGUCUGGAGGGCGUCCUCACGCGGAGCUGCCCCGUCCUCAUCAUCACAGAGUUCAUGGAGAACGGAGCGCUUGAUUCCUUCCUCAGGCUGAACGACGGCCGCUUCACGAUGACACAGUUGGUCGGGAUGCUGCGCGGCAUCGCUGCAGGGAUGAAGUACCUGUCAGACAUGAACUAUGUUCACCGAGACCUCGCGGCCAGAAAUAUCCUGGUCAACAGCAACUUGGUCUGCAAGGUCUCCGACUUUGGCCUGUCGCGCUUCCUGGACGACACUUCGGCCGACCCCACUUACACAAGCUCCCUGGGAGGGAAGAUUCCCAUUCGGUGGACAGCGCCGGAGGCCAUCGCCUUCAGGAAGUUCACCUCUGCCAGUGACGUGUGGAGUUACGGCAUCGUCAUGUGGGAGGUGGUGUCCUAUGGGGAGAGGCCGUAUUGGGACAUGAGCAACCAAGAUGUGAUGACGGCAGUAGAGCAGGACUACCGGCUGCCCCCGCCCAUGGACUGUCCCAUGGUGCUGCACCAGUUGAUGCUGGAGUGCUGGAUGAAGGAGAGGAACCUGAGGCCCAAAUUCUCCCGCAUCGUCAGCACCUUGGACAAGCUGCUCCGCAACGCCGGCAGCCUCAAGGUGGUGACCAGCACCUACUCAGGGGACCUGCUGCGGCUGGGAGGAACGCUGCCGGGACACAACAGGAAGAGUCCAGACGACAGCCAGGAAAUCAUCCGGCAACAGAUGAGCCAAACUCUCCCCAUCAGAGUGUGAGCCGGAGCACACAGAAGGAUACGGAAUACGAAUAAAAACUACCUAGAAACUCUGAGCGCGAAGAGUCUAAUGUAAAUUAAAAAAGAAGAAAAACAAAAGAUGGAAGCUCCAGCUCUGCAGCGAGUGAGGACAAUUUUGGAGAUUUCUUUCCCACUGGAGAUGUAAUGUCUGUUUAAAGAGGACUUUUCCAUUGCGGUGUGUGUGUGCGUGUGUGUGUGUGUGGGUGGGUGCGUGUGCUCAUUACUUGACACUUGUGGAUUCGUGACUGUUGACAUAAAGCCAAACUUCUUAAUCGCCCCCCCUUCUCAGGUUGUGUUUGCAUGUCUGCAUGUGUUUUCUGCUGGUUGGGAAUCUUUUCCUUCUCUUCACCCUCAGACCGAGGACGGACGAGCUCGCGCAGAUGAUGCGAUUCCGCGUCUAAAUGAUGCAACAGUGCCAAGAUUAAGCAAACCUUUGCUUAAACUCUAACGACAGUUUGACCUCUGCAGACCUUCAGUCCGAUCAUUUCUCCUCCUUCUUCUUCUUCUUUUUUUUUUUUUUAAUCCCAACCAAAUAUUUUUUUUUCUUUUCUUUUUUCAAGAAACCUACAGUUUUCAUCUGCUUCCUCUUAAAUACCGUCUUCCACAUGUACCGGGAGAUUUAUGUUACAAAUCUGUACAGAGCAUCCGAGUCUUCACACCGUCUCUCCGCCAGAAGAGAGAUGUAACUGACACUGUGCGGGACACAUCACGUGCAUGCCAAAGUGGAAACGUCUUCACAAGAAAAGUACUAGUUCCACGUUAACUGUUGCUUUGGUGGCAUUUUUUGCUGUACGGACUUUAACGUCCACGUUUUCUUAUUUGGUUUGAAUGAUAAGUUAUUAUCUGUUAUCGCAAAAGAGGUGUUUUUUUUGUACCUGGGCUUAACUUUUUUAUUACAAUUUUGUUUUUGUUUUUUUUCACAAACCAGACAGACAUGAAUGAGUGAAUCCAGAAUGAAACGCGCUGCUCAGACAGAUCCAUCACCUGUUAAAGAGUGGAGUGUAUCCAGCGUUUUUUAUUUUAUUUUUUGGUUUUGUUUUUGUUUUUUUUUAAAUGAAAGCCGAUUUAGUGCCAUGUUGUAUAUUUUACUUUGGCAAAUGUGUUUCAGAUCAGGGGGAAUUUUAAAAAGGUCACAAUCCAGAUGAUAGCUUCCUGACCUUAAUAUUGACCUGACCUACAAACGCCCAUGUAGAACAAACCACCCAUUCCAUACUCGGUUAAUUUCUCCUCACGUGUGUUUUCUUCAGCACGCCAGCUGUCAGCGCAGUCCCUAUUUAAAACUGACUGCCUGUAUAUAACACUAUAUUUGUAUUAGACCAAUCUGCUCAGCAUUUACACCUAUCUGACCCGACGUUGGCCUCUCUCUGACCCUUGUUUAUAUGCUUGUUUCUUUAUUGUUGCAGAGCAAACGGAUGGAGAAAUUACAGUGUAAUGGUCAUUACAUAUCUGAAACUAUAUGUCACGACGAAAGAACAAACUGUGUCUGUUAGGGCAGACUUUUACCUGUGCAAUUAAAGGUGUAUUAGAUUGUAAACAAACUAAAAAAAAAAAAAAGAAAGAAAACCCAUAAAA
Molecule: messenger RNA, 4973 nt
Organism: Mugil cephalus (flathead mullet)
Lineage: Eukaryota; Metazoa; Chordata; Actinopteri; Mugiliformes; Mugilidae
Gene: ephb3a
Product: eph receptor B3a
Exons: 15
Coding region: 601-3381 (926 amino acids)
Biological process (GO): cell surface receptor protein tyrosine kinase signaling pathway; axon guidance; protein phosphorylation
Cellular component (GO): neuron projection; plasma membrane
Molecular function (GO): transmembrane-ephrin receptor activity; protein binding; ATP binding
Source: RefSeq, a predicted model, not a curated record